AUGCGUUUUCCGGGAGCGUUAGGGUCGCUGCUAUCGCUGGCAGGACUGACAAGUGUUGCUCUGGCUGAUCUAAGAAUCGCGGCGGACAAUCAUUCCUUUGGCGGCGUCAAUUUUCCUCAACUUCAGUUUCUCGAACCUUCGUACCGCGAAGAAGUUAUUCGAGCUAUCGUCAAGACGAAUGCCAGGGUGAUUCGGUUGUUCAUUCGCGGAGAUGAGCACCACGGAGACCCUGAACCAGAAGUCGGCGAGUUUGAUCGAGCUUUGCUAAACCAAUUCGAUGACACAUUGGCGGCCAUUCAUCGCAUUUCUGAAGGCAAAACAAAAGUCAUAAUCGCACCACAUGACGCUCAUGCGCUUCGAGGUUCAAACAAUGUACCUUGUGAUGGCUACUGCAAAAAACUUGAUGGUGCUUUCCUGGACUUCUACAGUCAAGAGGAGUACCGAACAUACUACAAGACACGUCUGGAGGUCUUCUUUAGGCACUAUGCUUCCAAAAACUUUGGCGGGAGACCGUGGAGCGAGCUGAGUGAAGUCAUUCUGGGAGUCGAUGUUCAGAACGAACCAUGGUCUGGUAUAUGGCCUAUUCCGGCGGGGGAAGCCUGGCUCUGCGAUAUUGCGACGCAUCUCAAAGAUGUGAUAGGUCUCGGUGACAAUAACAUUGCCGUCAUCACAGGUGGAAUAUCCGGACCGCAGACAGUGGAUGGCAUUCAGAACACCCCGGACUCUGCCUGGAAUUGCCCGGCUGUUGAUGUGAUCGGUAUUCACGGCUACUUUGCGCAAGGGGAAGAGGAAACCGCAGGCACUCCAUGGACGAAAAUGUUUCUUCCUGGGAACACCUUAACUGGACGCGCUACUGAUAAAAAACUGCUCCUCGUGGAAGAGUGGUCAUAUAUGAACACCGACCUUGGUCUGAACUAUAAGAAGCAAGCAAUCUUUGACCAAGGUAACGCUCUCAACUAUCGCGGCAUUCCCUGGAUAUACUCACACCUCACGUUCAAAGAUGAAGGGACUUCACCUAAAAUCAGCAUCACCAGGGAGUCCAAUUAUGCCAUCGGUGCUCUGUCAGACGUCCUUACGCGUGCGUCCAGGUCGCGAUCCAAUUUCAACUGGUCCAAGUACCUCCCAGCCCCAUCAGGAGGUCUAUCCAAUCUGACCACGCUGCCUCUGAACCUCUACAUCCCCGAACAAGCCUCCUGCACUUUCGGCUGCGAAGGCCAUCUCUGCGACGCCGCCGACGGCUGCCGUCCCUCCCUCAUCUGCAAAAACAGCAUCUGCCAGCAACCCUCAGACUCACAGCCCGGCAAAAUAGGCGACGCUUGCAAUAGCAAGAAGCCCUGCCUGUCGCACCUCAAAUGCGCCUCAGGCUCCUGCCAAACCUGCAACGCCCGCGCCACCAUCCAGCCCUGGGACCGCCGCCCAGACAAUUCGUACAACUCGCACAACCCCUUCCGCCGCGACCCCAUCGCCGCAAACUCCCCCGCCGCACAAUGCCACCCCGACACGGCCAACGCCUUUCUUGUCCCGCCCCGGCCCAUCUGCUCCUCACCCGCCUCGCGCGAGAACCCCUGCACCAACGCCCAACACUGCAACGCAGACCAGUACUGCGACUGGGGGCUCUGCAAAGCAUGCACAGAAGGCUGCCUGGGAAUGAAGUGCCGCAGUAACAAUAAGUGUAAGACGGGGUUCUGCAAUACGCACGGGCGGUGUGAUUAUGCCGGGCAGAAGAAGGUCUUGGCGGGGCCCGGUGGGCAGGGGAGAAGUACAACGAGGAAUAGAAAAGGCGCGGGAUAUAACUUGGGUGCGCCGAAGGGACAGGGGAGCGGGCCGAAUAAGGUUUGGGAUGUGCCGAUGAAGGUCAAUAUCCCGAAGGAGGAGGUUGUUGCUACUGGGGCGGCGACGGCUUGAAGGG
This is a messenger RNA of Paraphaeosphaeria sporulosa, 1909 nucleotides long. RefSeq lists its product as uncharacterized. The transcript is spliced from 7 exons. The record is from RefSeq and is a predicted model, not a curated record. NCBI's taxonomy places the organism in Eukaryota, Fungi, Ascomycota, Dothideomycetes, Pleosporales, Didymosphaeriaceae. The coding region runs from base 1 to 1905 and encodes 634 amino acids.